Messenger RNA from Amoebophrya sp. A120, 5536 nucleotides. Lineage: Eukaryota; Dinophyceae; Syndiniales; Amoebophryaceae. The record is from the annotation of a GenBank genome assembly.
GGCAAAAAUGCAGAUGGUGGUGCUGGAAUAAAUCCUGCCCCGAUAAUUGGGGCUUCCGCUUCUGUUUUGCUCGCGCUCGCAGGGUUUGACAAUAUGUCGGGGGAAUCGGGGGACUUGGACGAAAUUUCCCGGCAGAAGCGCAGUUGCGUUUUGGCGAUCUCGCUGUUACGGAUUUUUCUCACCAACUCGCCGGACAUGUGCUCGGGGGCGGUUUUCGAGGAAGGCGUGGAUAUUCUGCUCCGGGGGAUUGAGGAGACGCACGAGGGGCAGCAGUGGUUAUUGAGGAAUGAGCAGCCGUCGCUGAUCAUUUUGCAGACCAUGGAGCUGCUGAUCAGAGAAGGAAAAGAAGUCUCCAGGCGAUUCCUCCGGCAGCAACACGAAACCGCGGAUAGACUAGUCCACAAGUGCGAGCAGUUGCUGACCGUGAAGGAAGCGGACACCCGGGUUUUUUCCUCGAUUUUGAACAUCGUGGAACUGUUUUACGCAGAUCACGACGCAACUUCGCAAACCAACACUUCCUGCACUUUCGGUCGCUUCGACGACACGAGACGGUUCUGUUUGCGCUUCGUCCCCAUGCUGUCCAAGAAAACGGGCGUGUUCCGCAGCGGUGAUGACCUCUUGCUGCGGUCUGUGCACCUCCUGUCGAAACUGGUGGCCGGCAUGCCGAAAGGCGGGGUGGGCGGAACUCUCGAAGGUAGUGGAACAGCGGUUGCUCGCAAAGACAGCCUGGGCAGCACCUACUCCUCCGACGUCAAUAUGCAGAGUGAGGAAGACAACAGUGCCUUUCACCGAGGCAGGGCUUCGAGCAACGACAGCGUCACCGUUGCGGGGAUCAAUUCUUCCACCAGGUUUGCUGCGCCAACUGCCGACGAGAAAACCGUGUUUGCGUAUGUCUUGGGGGGGAAGUACUACAAAGAGUUUUGCCAAACAGCAAAGACGAAAAGCAGUUCGUCCUCAUCUACAGCUGCUCGCAUCACCAAAACCGCUUCGGACGUUCCCGCUUACGAGUGGUGGUUUCACAUGGUGUUUGACGAAACACUUCCCGAAGAACUGCGGUUCGUCGUGCUAGAGAAGCUGGUGGUCCGGUUUGACCUCCCAGCCGAGUAUCUGGCGGACACGUUCACAAAUUCCAGCGGAACGGCAGUCGACGGCGUCGUCGUCACGCCCUGCGGGAAACAGGUGAUCCGCGUUCUGUCGGAUUUGGAGCGCUGCGACAUGGAUGUCUGGUUUCGAAGCACGCACAAUUGCUACUUUGCGGUGGAGUGGCUCAGCUAUUUGACCGCGAUUGUCGGGAAGACGCAGUUACAAGAGGUGAGGAAGAAGUUUUUUGGGUUAUUAACGAACCGAGGAAAGUUGAUCGACAAGGUAACCGCGAGUCUGCGGUGGUCCAAGUGCAUCGCAAAUGAUGCGGAGUUUCCGGAGAAAAGGUUCCCGCUUAUAGCGUCGACCAGCGAAGGUGCUUCCGGGAGCAAGGGAAGUGCGGGCUCGGCACAGUCUCAGGGUCCGGGUACUAUCAAAAGUGCGAAUGCGACGACUGUAUCUGCUGCUGCAGCAGCCACGUCCUCCGGAAUUAAAACCCGUGACUUCUCUUCCCUGAUCCAGCAACAGGAGAAGAAUUCCGCCCAGGUUUUGUCCCACGAAGAGAAAGAGGAACUUCACAGCUCCCAAACGCUCUUCGUGUUGCACAACGUGUUGAAGUUUCUGUUUUUGAUCACCAGGAUGAGUAGCACGACCUACAGCCAGGCCGAACAGCAUCAAGGAAAUCAACAACCCUCUUCACUGAUGCCCUUGAUUCGCGAAAUAACCAACUCCAGCCUCCACCUAAAUGCGAUUCUCGGCAUUCUGCGGAAGGAAACUUUUCCUGACCGAUUCCGGUCCGCCUCUGCCGUCGUCCUCGGGCUGAUAGUUUGCCACUUAUCCAGCCCCGGUACAGCAGCAGCCGGGCAAACGGAGAGUGGAGCGGUCACGGGGAGGCAGUUGAUGGAGCUGAUUACGACGAAAGUCGGGCUGGAAGAUUUCAACCACUUUCUGCGCAAGUUUGCACAAGGCAAAAGUCAGGCUUUGUUCGACAACGCUGCAAGCGUGGAAAUCUCAAUAUCUGGUUCAUCCAAAGGAUCAUCAGCAGCGGGAAACAAGUCCAGUGCGGCGACGCCAGAGAUGCUGAGAGAAACGUCACCCGGAGCGCUAGUGCGCGUGAUCGAUGAUAUCAGUCGGGCGAUGGUUGCUGUCUUCAUCAACGACGACGAGGACACUAGUACAACCGGUCAAAAUGCAGCCGAUGAGAAGCAGGACAAGAACUCUAAGAAUCAAUCUGCCACAGCCACUACAACCUCCUCCUCCAGCUUCGGCUUCGCGAGCGCAACGGCCAUGACCACUGCGCAGCAAGGUCCAGGGAACAAAGUAACGCAGAAUCUACUGAAGAUGCAAGAGCAGGAGUUGAAUCGGUUUGCUGAGGAAAACCGGCAACUGAAGCAGGAAAUCGCGAAACUGCAAAAGACCCAAGUCGACCGCGAGAAACUGAGCUUGAGUUUGGAAAUUGACGCGCUACGGGGCCAAACGCGGAAUCUGCAGGCGCAAUGCGAUUUGCAUUUACUCGGUUACUGGAAAUUGGAGCAGGAGUUGUUGGAACGGAAACGAGACGCCCGGUUGCGCGAGUCGGAACUGACGGAGCACAUACAGAUUCUCUGUGUCGAAGUGGAGCAGCUCCGGCGAGACCUGUUGGAGCAAAACGUGGACGAAAUCAGCAGCAUUCUAACCCCAAUGAGCACGAGCGCGAACAGGAGCAGCGCUUCGCUGCUGAGCUUCGCCGCGAAUCACGCAUCGUCCGGGAGCACGAAGCAGAGGAUGAAAGUCGCAAAAAUUAUGCGAGGAGAUGCAGAUACUACGACUGGAACAUCAUCAAACGAGAAGACACAGCACUUGGGAUCGACGUCUGACCUACUUGGUGUUCGUCCCGUGUCGUUUACUUCCAACGGGACAGACGACGAAACUGUUGAAUUCGAUGUUGCAGACCGUGUGAGGACGUCAAGUCAUGAAUUAGCUGGUGCCCACCACCUUUUAAACCAACCUCGGGCGGAAGGCGAAGGUGGCGCACCCAGCAAGACCUCGGUGAGCUCCGCCAACGACAGGACUAGGCCAAAAGGCGGAAUGACAAUCGAUACCACUAGCGAGAUGGUGGACAACACGCCCGCUGGGCCACUGUCAUCCCGCACGAUCGAGGAACUUCGGACCGCCACGCCACUAAACGCUCUCUCUGAGGAGGAGGUCGAGUCGCGGCUUUGCGAAUUGCGGGACUUGAUUACCCUCCUCCACGACGAAGUUCCGGAGACGAGAAAGUACAUGGCGCCGGUAGAGGAGGAGGCGAUCCGGGCGAUCGCGGGUAUGGCAGAUCGCAAGUACCACACGACUUUGGGAAAUUUGUUCCAGGUCGCGCAGAAGGACAGCAGCGAGCUGAUGCGGCAAUUGCUCGCGGGCGGAGUGGAGAAGUGCAGCAUUUCCGAAAGAGAGGAAUUCUUGUUAUCAAGCUUCUUCAAAGAUCUGUUCGACAAAACGAAACUGGACAGAAAAACGCUGCAGCACGUCUCAGAAGUGAUGAUCCCUCAGUCGAGCCUCAGCAAGGUCACCGCGGGGUCGGGCGGUGGGGCUUCGUCAAGUACUAAAGGCGGGUCAAAGUCCGCGUCCCCGUCAAAGGACGUCGCUGGGGCUGGACAGGUGUCGUUGCUGCAGGAAACGACGGAAAGGAAAAUCGACGAAGAUGACGAGCAGAACAACGACGUUACAUCCGGGAGCGACAGCACCACGCACCAGCGAGGCGAUCAGUCUGCAGCCGCAGAAGGAGAUCUACUACUUCAGAAGACCACGAGCAAGCAACGACCUGUAGUCACUACUACUGGUGGCACGCUUGGUGGGUUGAGCCUAUCCUCGGCGUCAUCCGCGCAGAAGAAGAUCACAACUGCGGACGCAAGUUCGACCGAAGAUAAAUUCGGUCCGUCGUCAAGAGCUGCUACCACUGAUCAUGAAGAUCCCCUGCUCGCCGCGAUUUUAGAGCCUGAAAGAAAGAGAAUCGUGGAACAACCACUGGUGGCGACAGCUGCAGUACAAGCGAGGGAACUACAGCACAAAGAAGGUCCUCCUGACAGCGCAGUUGCAGCCGCUCCCGGUAUUCUACAGGUGCCUGGUCUUGUAGUGCCCCCCGCAGCAGCAGCAGCUGCUGCUUCAACCGACGAACUGACGACCUCUGCUUGUGUUUCGGCCUCCACAUCGAAAACGAAAACGAAAACGCCAGAUGACGACCAAAGGAUUGCAAUGGCGUCGACGCAGGCAGCCUUCGCUCAGCAAAUACACCAGAGUCGUGCCGACAUGCAGCAGCUACAACAACCACAGCAAUUAUCGCAGCAGCAGGAGACGAUGCGGAAUGCACCAGCGUACGGAUCUUACCAACAGCCUGUACUAGCAGAUGCAACGCCAUCGUAUACAGCGACAAAUCAAAGCAACCAUGCGAAUUCUGUCGGGCAGACCGGGUACGCGAGCGCGACAGCCGCGACUUCCACGGUUCCGUUUCACCAGCAGUACGAUCAUAUGCAACCGGCGACGUCCUCUGACAUGGUUCACCUUCCGUCUUCUGUGCCUCAAAAUAUUACCGGUGGAACUACCGCUUUUUCGACUCUAUCUUCUUCGCUUCCCGCUCCAGCGUCGAUGCUAACGUCUUCUCAGGCAGCAGGCACCUACGGCUACGGACAGCAAGCCCAGGCUCAGGUCCAGAGCCACGGUAGUAGUUCGUACGCCAAUGCUUCAUCCCUCCUAACUGAUUCAGGAGCUGCAACGACAUCCUCAUCCUCAUCUCAGCCGCAAGCACAGCAAGGGGUAGGGGUGUCUACCACGGCGUCGUCUUUACAGCAACAGGUCGUCGGCAUGGAUACUACGCAAAGGUAUCAGCAGCAGCAGCAUUAUUCGACCAGUGGACCAGCAUCUUCGGCAUCUUCGGCGAACGCAACCUUUCAUAACUACCAAGUAGGCGAUUCCUAUAGUAAGAGUACAGCAACCCAUAGUAAUCAGUACGUUGCACCACAGUCGCAGCCGCAACCACAGCAAAGUUUCACCUCUGAUCCAACCCAGCACCUCCUGGAGACUUCCGACAGAAGAGCGGCGGAGUAUUUAGCGACACACGCACAACCAACAGCCACAGCGCAGACCAAUCAUCUGCAAGAAGAGCAGCGUACGCAGCAUGCGCAACCAACUGCACAGCCGGAACAUCAAGUUGAGGUUGCUGCACAGCAAGACUCUGCACCCGAACAGCAGCUGCAGCCGGGCUGGGGGAAGUACGCGACCGAAGACGGGGAUUUUUACUACUUUAAUACGCUCACGGGCGAAAGUAGCUGGGAUCCUCCUCCAGGGUUCGUGGGCUGAAAAGCAUAUAUGUCGGAGCAGUCUCCUGAAAUUUAUUCGUACGACCAGCGACCUCCAUAUCUGUACCACUACAAACAAAUCAAUGACAGCGCAUUCGCAAAAUGACGACCAAGCGACAAAAUCAAAUCAU